Messenger RNA from Durio zibethinus, 935 nucleotides. RefSeq names its product signaling peptide TAXIMIN 1. The record is from RefSeq and is a predicted model, not a curated record. NCBI's taxonomy places the organism in Eukaryota, Viridiplantae, Streptophyta, Magnoliopsida, Malvales, Malvaceae.
UUUUAUAAGCCCAACACUACUCCGUCAAUAAUUCAAUCCAAAAGCAAAGCCAACAUCACGCACUCCGACCAUCACUUCUUUGUCGCCUUCGGUUAUAGAGUAGACCUGAUCAAAAAAAAAAAAAGAUUUUUAUUAAAAAGAUAAAAUCAACGUUCUGUCAAGCAAACAUAGUGAAAGAAACCAAAAUCAUGUGCUGUGAUGGAGAUUGCAGGCCACUGGGCUUCCUCCUGGGCCUUCCCUUUGCUUUUCUUUCUCUCAUCAUCUCCAUUGUUGGCGUUGUCGUUUGGAUCGUCGGGUUGUUGUUGACAUUGAUCUGUCCAUGUUGUUUGUGCGUGACGGUGAUAGUAGAGCUGGCGCUGGAGUUGGUCAAAGCUCCAAUUCAUGUGAUGGAAUGGUUCACUGAACAGAUCCCCUGUUAAUUGCUCUCUUAAGCUAUAUUGACUGCUGUGCUCCGUUUAAUUUUACAGUUUUUGUUUUUUUUUUUUUUGAAAUAUUAUGUACCAUAUAUUGCAAGCUUCACAUGAUUUCUGGAUCUCUUUGCAUCAGUUAUUUGAUUAUUGUUAAGGGUGAAAUUUAGGCGAAUUUUCAUUUCAGGAUUCUUGACUCUUGAUUAUAGGUGCUUUAGAUUGACAUGGGAUUUUGAUUUCUGGCUGAAUUAUGAGGAUUCCCUCUCCCUCUACCAUAUGAGAUCACCAAUAUUUCAUUUACUGCCUCUCACUUUUAAUUAGUGUUUCGUCGUGGGAAAUGUUGUAGAACCUUGUUUUUGUCUCUCUUUCUGCAAAAAGUGGAACAUAAAAAAAAAAAAAAGAUUGGUAAAGAAUUGUUUUGUGAAAACUCGGUGCUUGAUUACAGGGAAAGAGAAAGAAAAGUGGUGUAAGAUUAAACUAAAGCGUUGCUUACUUUCUGGGAAUUUCCCCUUCCUGAUUAAUAGUUUG